CACGAAAGCUAUAAUUUCGACUGCCUGGAAGGCAUAUCUAGUGAUUAGGUUGGGAGGGCAUACCUAACGUGACCAUACGUCCCGCUUUGAGGUUAUCUGUCCCGCUGUCCCCAGCGAGAGCAAAAAUGUCCCGCUUUCGAAAAUACUGGAUAUUGAUAUUGAUGAAAAAUACAUGAGUUAUUUUUUUCCCGGUGAACAUAUAAUUUAUUUGCAUAGUUUUUUUUCAAGCAACAUUAACAUUAAAAUUAACUCGAAAGAUUUUGUAAUGCUAAUGCUGGAGUUAAUGUCGACGUCGUCGACGGCGUCAAAUGUCAAAAAAAUUGAAUCGUAUGAAAUUUUAUGAGAGCAGUUAAUCUUAACGCCGUAAGAAAUUCGACGCCGAAAAAGUUCAAUCUGUUUCAACUUUUUCGGCGUCGUCGACGGCGUUGACAUUAACUCCAGCAUAACAAGGGAAAUCACCAAAUUAAAAAUGCUUAUAAAAACAGAAAAAGUUUCUGUCACUCUGUCAGUACCCUAAGCAUAGACGCUCUAAAUUGUUCUGGUAUCUUUUCAUCGCGGAGUCGGAGAAGGCGAGCAAAGUCAAACAAUUUAUUUUCAAUGUUAGUGAUUGUAACAUUACAAUAAUGCCUAAACGCAAGUGUACUUUUAACAUUUCUUUGCAAAAUAAGUAUCCAUUUAUAAAACAAAGAAGUGGUGAAUCAGACGUUACGUGUGAAAAAUGUCGUACUGAUUUUAGUGUUGGACAUGGUGGUGCCAGUGAUAUUGAGAAGCAUUUAAAAUCGGAAAAACACAAGCUUUCUGAUCAAGCUGCCGCUUCAAGCUCGUCAAUGCUUUCUUUUUUUAAAAGAACAAAUUUGGCGACUUCCAAAGACUUGGAUAUAGCUGCAGCGGAGGGUGCGUGGGCGUACCACACAGUGCAAGAAAACCACAGUUUUCGUUCGAAUGACUGUGCUUCAAAUCUAAUACAAACAUGUUUUGAGCAAAAAUUUAGAUGUGCCCGUACAAAAUCACAAGCUAUAGUUGUAAAUGUGCUGGCACCUAUGGCGAUGGGCGAAUUGAAAGAACACCUUCACGAAGCCCACUGCAUAUCUUUAUUAACCGAUGCUUCCAAUCAUGGCUCAAUAAAAUUAUUCCCUGUUUUAGUUCGCUAUUUUGUACCAUACGAAGGCGUGAGAGUCAGGAUUUUAGAGUUUCAAAAGCAGCCAGACGAAUCAUCUGAUAUAAUUGUGGAUUAUUUGAAAGAAGUAUUAUCUUGCAAUGAUUUGAAUAAGAAAAUUGUGGCAUUUUGUGCAGACAAUACAAACUGCAAUUUCGGAGGAAAGAAUAGAAAAGGGAUAAAUAAUGUUUACGCCAAAUUGAACCUAUCCGUCGGAAGGCAGCUCAUUGGGAUUGGGUGUGGAGCCCAUAUAAUUCAUAAUGCUAUCAAAACAGCCGCAGAUUGUCUCCCUGUUGACUUCGAAUGCAUCAUUGUGAAAAUUUAUUCAUUCUUCUACAUCUACAGCAUUCGGGUAGAAGUUCUGAAAGAGUUCUGUGAUUCCACCGACACAGAGUAUCAGAAACUGUUGGGCUACAGUAAAACAAGGUGGCUUGCUUUAAUGCCGGCGCUUGGGAGAAUUUUAAAAAUGUUUCAGCCUUUGAAAACCUAUUUUCUGAGCAUAGAUAAAUUCCCUACUAUUUUAAAAACGUUUUUCGAAAAUCCCAGCUCUGAAUUGUGGUUAUAUUUUUUGCACGCACAGACAGCGAUUUUUCAUCAAGCCGUGUUGAAAAUCGAGGGACAAAACGUGUCCGCAAUAGAGUCUGCGAAUGAAAUUAAUCGUUUCCGAUAUAACUUAGAACUUAAAGAGAAUUCGAUUUUCCUUCCUCAUUCCGUCCGCAAUCUACUGGUAAAAUUACAAAAAACUGACGUUGCUGUUGAUGAGCAGAAUGUGAAAACUGCGGCAGCGGAUUUUUAUAAGACAAGUAAAGAAUACUUGGAACAGUGGUGCCAGUUCAAUGCACAACUGGCAGUAUUUGAAUGGUCAAAUUUGAGAAAAGUCCCUAAUUGGGAAGACGUACAGAAUGUGACGGAUUUGCUGAUCACACAAAGAUUUCUUAGCAGUAGCCAAGAUACGGAGGUGUUCGAUGAGUUUUCGCUUAUUUCCAGUUACGUCACAGUUGAAAAAAUCAAAAGCUGGAACGAUGAGAAUGUUGCUACUGAAGACCGUUGGGUGGAGCUGUUUAAACACUUCCGUGCUAAUAAUCUCAACUGCACAAACUUUCGCACAAUUAUUGAGUAUGUUUUAUGUAUGCCUGGAAGUAACGCACCUGUCGAAAGAGUUUUUUCCCUAAUGAAUAAAAUAUGGACAAGUGAAAAAACGCAGUUAAGUGUGACAGUUUUAAAAGCUAUUUUAAUUACUAAGACUAACAUCAACAAACAAUGUAAUCAGCUCCAUUCCUACUUGAAAACUAGACCCGAUAUUUUAAAACUAAUUUACUCUGCUGACAAAUAAAAAACAAAUACUUAGACAUAAGAUUAAUUUCAUAAAUUAGAUUUAUACGUAUUCUCUCCGUUUUUGAAUAAAAUUUAUUUUUUAAAUGCAUAAUUUUUUUUUUUACAAAAUUCCGCAGACGUCCCGCUCUGACGAAAAAUAUAAAUGGUCACAUUAGGCAUACCGGACACAAAUACAUCAGUCGUCCGGAUCGUAUUGAUGCCUUAUAGAAAUGUAACCUGUUUCUUUGUCUUCUCUGAAGAGAAGGCAUAGAAGAUUCUAACCCAUGCUGUACCCACGAGCAAUAAGGCCGGUUGCAAGCGUGCUCAUACCUUUUCUCAAUGCCUGUGAUACCACCUUCUUCUUAUAUGGACGUUGCAUGCUACAUUAAUAAUUAUUUUUGGCGCCCAACGUGGGCCCCGAAUGUGAUAUUUUUUAUUAUUAAUAUUAACAACAUUUUCCAGGUUUCAAAUUGCUGAUUACAUUGAACUAGAUAUUCGGCUCCUCAAAAUUUUUCUACUCUUUAUCUUCUAAUUUCAGUUACUAUUUUUAUUCCUUUUAUUAAAUUUCUAUACUUAUUUAAUAUUUUAUUGUGAAGCAUGGAACGUGUUUUAAAUCCAGAAUUUUAUUUAUUUUGUAACACCCAAUCUCAACGACAAUCUACUUCUCCCCAUCUUUUCCUUUUUCUGGAAGGAAUACGGAUUCUGGAACAUUUAACUAGAUCUGGCCCCACUAAGAGACAAUGUAUAAAAUCUUUCAACCCCUCCCUGAUCUUGGAAUUUAGGUACUAAUAUGUUCCUAUCCGAUCUGGUGGAAUUCUUUUCGAAUAAAAUUCCUUAGCAGCAUUCCAAUUGCGCAUCUCACAAAAACUAAAAAAAAAAAAUAAUAAGUCCAAGUCUACUAGUAUAGGAAUAAAACAGGGUACUCCAUUGACUUUACGUGCAUCUUUCGGUAUUAAUAUAUAAACUGUUUUGUGUUUAGUAUUCGUGUUAGUAAAAUUUCUC
Molecule: messenger RNA, 3472 nt
Organism: Musca domestica (house fly)
Lineage: Eukaryota; Metazoa; Arthropoda; Insecta; Diptera; Muscidae
Exons: 2
Coding region: 624-2489 (621 amino acids)
Source: RefSeq, a predicted model, not a curated record